AUGGUGGAGAGAGUUCUGGGUAAAGUGAAAGCUGGCACCCCUCAAGAGAGUAACAUCUGGCAUCUCAUGGGAAGUCGAUGUUGCAGAGAUGAUGUACGCCUUGGCAAGAAAGCCCCAGCAGAGGAAGUAUUAGGUGAAAACAUUGACAAGGAGAAGGAGGCAGAGAUGAACUUUGAAGAGGAAAACCCACUGAAACAAGUCAGAGAUGAGUCGAAACCAGAGGAGGGAUUCUCAGGAAGAAACACGGAAACAUCACAAGUACUUCCUGCUCCAGACCAGCUGACUGUUGACUCAGUGGACACCACAUCAGCUGCUGUUAGCUGGAACCAUCCACCAGGAUUGGACCAAACCCAACAUCAUUACCAGAUCUCCUACCGCUGUUCAGGGACAGAACCACACAUCACUACCACAUCUUCACACAGCAUCACUCUCUGUGGCCUGAAACCUGGCACUGAAUACUCUGUCACUGUCUGCACUGUGCUGGAAAAUGAAAAGCAAAGUAAACUGGUGUUAACAACCUUCACCACAAUACCCCCUGCUCCAGACCAGCUGACUGUUUAUUCAGUGGAAUCCACAUCAGCUGCUGUUAGCUGGAACCAGCCACCAGGAUUGGACCAAACCCAACAUCAUUACCAGAUCUCCUACCACUGUCCAGGGACAGAACCACACAUCACUACCACAUCUUCACACAGCAUCACUCUCUCUGACCUGCAAUGUGUCACUCAGUACUCUGUCACUGUCUGCACUGUGCUGGAAAAUGGAAAGCAAAGUCAACUGGUGUCAGCAACCCUCACCACAAUACUUCCUGCUCCAGACCAGCUGACUGUUGACUCAGUGGACAUCACAUCAGCUGCUGUUAGCUGGAACCAGCCACCAGGAUUGGACCAAACCCAACAUCAUUACCAGAUCUCCUACCACUGUCCAGGGACAAAACCCCACUACACUACCACAUCUUCACACAGCAUCACUCUCUCUGACCUGCAAUGUGGUACUCAGUACUCUAUCACUGUCUGCACUGUGCUGGAAAAUGGAAAGCAAAGCAAACUGGUGUCAACAACCCUCACAACAGUACUUCCUGCUCCAGACCAGCUGACUGUUGACUCAGUGGACACCACAUCAGCUGCUGUUAGCUGGAGCCAGCCACCAGGAUUGGACCAAACCCAACAUCAUUACCAGAUCUCCUACCACUGUCCAGGGACAGAACCACACAUCAUUACCACGUCUUCACACAGCAUCAGUCUCUCUGACCUGCAAUGUGGUACUCAGUACUCCGUCACUGUCUGCACUGUGCUGGAAAAUGGAAAGCAAAGUCAACUGGUGUCAACAACCCUCACCACAAUACUUCCUGCUCCAGACCAGCUGACUGUUGACUCAGUAGACACCACAUCAGCUGCUGUUAGCUGGAACCAGCCACCAGGAUUGGAACAAACCCAACAUCAUUACCAGAUCUCCUACCACUGUCCAGGGACAAAACCCCACUACACUACCACAUCUUCACCCAGCAUCACUCUCUCUGACCUGCAAUGUGGUACUCAGUACUCCGUCACUGUCUGCACUGUGCUGGAAAAUGGAAAGCAAAGUCAACUGGUGUCAACAACCCUCACCACAAUACUUCCUGCUCCAGACCAGCUGACUGUUGACUCAGUGGACACCACAUCAGCUGCUGUGAGCUGGAACCAGCCACCAGGAUUGGAACAAACCCAACAUCAUUACCAGAUCUCCUACCGCUGUCCAGGGACAAAACCACACUUCACUACCACAUCUUCACACAGCAUCAGUCUCUCUGACCUGCAAUGUGGUACUCAGUACUCUGUCACUGUCUGCACUGUGCUGGGAAAUGGAAAGAAAAGUCAACUGGUGUCGACAACCCUCACCACAAUACAUUUUCAGUGGUGGAGGAGACCCUCCAGAGUUGCUGCAGUGUGUGUUCUACUGGCUUUGAUCAUAGACCUGUUGAAUUUCUAUGCAGAGAGAAACCAGCUACAGAAUAGUCUAAAUACCAGGACUACAGAGAGAGACCAGCUACAGAAGGAGAUAGAAAGACUGAACUGGGCGAACAAAGGGUCCUGUCCUGAAGGAUGGAGAAGGUUUGGCUGUAGCUGUUACUACCUCUCUACUGAGGAGAAAUCCUGGAAUGAGAGCAGACAGGACUGUCUGGAGAGAGGAGCAGAUCUGGUGAUCAUUAACAGUGAAGAGGAACAGACAUUCAUCAAUGGGUUUGAAUCAUUCCGUUUUGCCUGGAUUGGUCUGACUGACUCUGUUACUAAGGGGACCUGGAAAUGGGUGGACGGCACCCCACUGACCACCGCAAGGUAUUUGUCGGGUAGAGGGCUUGGUGAUCGUACAGACUGGAACUGUGGGUUAUCAGAACAAAGAGGAUGGAUGGGCUAUGAUUGUUCCGCUUCACUACAGUGGAUCUGUGAGAAAGCUUCUCAUAAGUUCUUUCUCUGCACUGCUGAAUAAUGAACUCUACUGUAUGUUAAUGAUGGUCUGAAGACUGGUGUGAUUUGAUAGAAUGGUACUCUGAAAUACACGUUGGUGAGAAACACACACAAACGCAUCCACACAUUCAGACACACACACACACACACGAAGACACUGAUCUGAACCUGAGUCUCCCCAGGAGAAACCAACGUCUUAAUUAAACGAGGUAAUUCCCUCUUGGGCCGAGAGCUGACACACAAUUUAUUCAUAUGUCAAACAUUGAGGUUUAGAAUAGGGGUAUAAUAUCAUUCAAUAGCUGCUGUCAAUCAAUCACUGUUAAGUUUUACACUUCUAAACACAUUUAAAAUGACUGUUUGAUUAUUGUGCUUUGUAUUAUUCUGAACGUAAACACUGUACUUCCUGCUAAUUCAAUAAAUCAUUCAACUGAGAUUAAAGACA
Molecule: messenger RNA, 2883 nt
Organism: Salvelinus fontinalis (brook trout)
Lineage: Eukaryota; Metazoa; Chordata; Actinopteri; Salmoniformes; Salmonidae
Product: receptor-type tyrosine-protein phosphatase H-like
Exons: 14
Coding region: 1-2463 (820 amino acids)
Molecular function (GO): protein binding
Source: RefSeq, a predicted model, not a curated record